UCCCUUCUCCGUUCCGUUCUCCCCUAAAAGCGAGCAGCUAGCGGAUAGAUAAAGCUGGGGUCGGUUUUGGUGCCACUGGCUUUCCUUCUUCCCCUUUGCUGCUGACACUGUUCCUCUUCCCUCCUCCUCCUCCUCCUGCUCCUGCUCUCUCUCCCCCUCCCCAUGUCCGUCCUCCUCGGCGGGCGGCCAUGACUGCUGCAGCCAUCUCUAGCCUCCCCUGCGCGCUGCCAGCUCUAGAAAGCUAGUAGUACUCCUACUAGACAGCUGUUGCCUGCCUUCAGCUGUGCCGCCCGCCGCUGCAGGAGAAGGAGAGAGAGAGGGAGAAGGAGAGAGAGGGGAGUGGUGUGCCUGUGCCUGUGGCCGUGCCGUGUGAUAGAAAGAAUCUGCCGAAUUGCUUUCCACCAGUCAUUGACCACCCAGUUACGUUUGAGUUUCCCCCCCCUCGUUUUGUCCCCCCCUCCCUGCGCUGCGCCUCCUGUGUUGCUUGCUGUUGUUCCUCCCUCCUUGGCUGCUUGGGGGCCCUGCUCAUCAAGCUCCUCCCCAGGCCGCCUCAGCAUCUCUCACAUACCGCCGUGUCUGGUGCCUGCUUCUGCUUCUGCUUCUGCUUGCCCCAUCCUCCUUCAUAUUCUUGACGAGUUAAAUGCAUGCCUUUGAGCAGAUUGCACACACACAUCCCUCCUCUCGAUUUUAUUGCCUAUGCCAACCCCUUUUUCUUCAAUAGCUAGCUAGGUAGACACAUACACAUAUCAGUAGUGCGUGCGUGGUGUGUGUGUGUAUAUAUACACACACACACAACAGGUGCAAGAUCAGGCGAAGCUGCUAGCCGCCCUUUGGAGUUUGGAGGCUUGGACUCCCAUCACCUCGAUCACCUAGUAUGUUCCACCACCAGCAGGAGUUCCUACAGGCAGAAGCUGCGGCCGCGGCAGAUCGGGAGAGCAGCAUGUCCAACCUCACCUCCUCCGCCAACGCGGCGCCUGCUGCUGCUGCUGUCCCGCCGCCGCCGGCCGCUGGCAACAACAAGCGCAAGCGGAGCCUCCCAGGCAACCCCGACCCCGAGGCGGAGGUGGUGGCUCUUUCUCCGGCGACGCUGAUGGCGACGAACCGCUUCGUGUGCGAGAUCUGCGGGAAAGGGUUCCAGCGCGACCAGAACCUGCAGCUGCACCGGCGCGGGCACAACCUCCCCUGGAAGCUGAAGCAGCGCGGGACGGGGAAGGAGGCGCAGCGGAAGAAGGUGUACGUGUGCCCGGAGGCGUCGUGCGUGCACCACGACCCGGCGCGCGCGCUGGGCGACCUCACGGGGAUCAAGAAGCACUUCUUCCGCAAGCACGGCGAGAAGAAGUGGAAGUGCGACAAGUGCUCCAAGAAGUACGCCGUGCACUCCGACUGGAAGGCGCACUCCAAGAUCUGCGGCACCAGGGAGUACAAGUGCGACUGCGGCACAAUCUUCUCCAGGCGGGACAGCUUCAUCACGCACCGCGCCUUCUGCGACGCGCUCACCGAGGAGAGCGCCAAGGCCAUCGGCCUCAACGCCAUGGCCGCCGCGCCGGCGCCAGCGCACCUCCACCACCACCCGCUGCUCUUCUCGCCACCGCCCGCCGCGCACGUCAUGCAGCAGCAGCAGCAGGUGGACGUCGCUCUUCUCCAGGAUCAUCACCACCACCACCAGCACCAGGAGGUCAUGCAGCCGCCGCCGCAGCAGCACUGCAACUACGCCAUGAAGACGGAGAUGCCGCCGUGGCCGCCGGCGAUGGCCUACGACCACUCGCUGAUGCUGCCCGCAGCGCAGAGCUCGGCCACGUCCGCGCCACCGCCGCCGCAGCCGCAGCUGCCCGCGGCCUCUGCGCACCUGUCGGCCACGGCGCUGCUGCAGAAGGCGGCGCAGAUGGGCGCCACCAUCGGCGGCGCGGGCACGGGCUACACCCAGAUGGCGGGCGCCGCGACGAGCGCGCCCGGCACCGCCUCCAGCUUCGGCCUCGGCCUCCCGGGCCUGCAGAAUGCCCAUCAUCAUCAGCAGCAGGAUGGCGCCGGGGUCAUGUCCGCCGGGCUCGCGAGGACAGCCUCCUCCCACGGCCGCAGCGGCGAGGAAGGCGGCGCCGACGGCAUGACCAGGGACUUCCUGGGCCUGCGCGCCUUCUCCCACCGCGACAUCCUCGGCCUCGCCGGCUUGGACUCCUCGUGCAUGGGCGCCAUCACCGCCAACGCCAGCAUGAGCUGCUACGAGCCACAGCAGCAACACGCACAGCCUCAGGCUCAUCAGGCGCAGCAGCAGCAGCAGCAAAGCAGCAACGAACCAUGGCACGGCAUGGGCAGCCAUAGCUAGGUCGGUCGCUAGCUACUCUCGUCUCGCUACCCCUGCCAUGGCAGCGAAGCUCGCACGCAUCUGAUCGCUGCCGCCGCGGUGGGUGCAGAGGCAAAACCCCAGUGCAUGCAAAUGCACCGUGCCCUUUUGAGAGUCCGGUAACACUUGCCUCAUCUUUUGCUUCUGUUCAUGGAUACAUCAUCUCAUCAUCUUUCAACUCAUUAACCACGCAAAUGCAAGCGAUCAAACGACCUUGUGGAGAGCUAGAUUUCGAUCAAACUCUAAGCUGGGUCGGAUGAUGAUGAUACAGAAGAGUACGCAGCAGGGCAGGGAGUUGUGUAAUUUUUUUUUGGGUUGGGGGAAGAGAUCGAUCAACAUGUAAACUAGUAAGCUCGAAUCAAGCAGCUGGGAAGAAAACCAAAUAGCUAUGUGACAGUAAUAAUACAUGCAUGCAUUCAUCAUCUCUUUUGUUUGGGCAUUGCAUAUUGCAAUUGUGUUGUGUGAACGAACUGGAGUCCUUGCAUAGUGUAGACUGUAGUAGACCAUCACCAUAGACCAGUAGAGGGUGCAUUCUUUCUUGGGUCUACGAGACAUGUGUGGCCUACUGGCCGUGAUAUAAUUUUUUUCUCUUCAUACUAUUACUACUCCUACAUGCUGCAUGUGUGUGCCUGUCUGUGUACUGUGUCGUGCAAUCAGGCCAUGUACUGGGGCAGUGCUGCCUACUGUUCACCCGUGACAAGGUUUUGUUGGUAUUGGACCUAUUGGGUCAUGGGCACGCAUUAUUCCAUGCUGGAUAUAUAUGCAUGGACUGAUGAGAGCGAAUAUUGGAAAAGUUUGUUACAAUAUAUUAUAUACACAUCGUGAGUGUGCUGCCUUCUUGCUUGCAACUUUAGGAUCUGCAGUAACGAAAUACUAUAAUAUGAAGUUUUUCCCCCUUUUUGUAACUUCUGCCUACGUGGUUUCAAGAGUCAUUUUUUAAUAAAUUUGCUUCUUUGUUUG
Molecule: messenger RNA, 3298 nt
Organism: Sorghum bicolor (sorghum)
Lineage: Eukaryota; Viridiplantae; Streptophyta; Magnoliopsida; Poales; Poaceae
Product: protein indeterminate-domain 7
Exons: 3
Coding region: 875-2320 (481 amino acids)
Cellular component (GO): nucleus
Molecular function (GO): DNA-binding transcription factor activity
Source: RefSeq, a predicted model, not a curated record